Messenger RNA from Mixia osmundae IAM 14324, 4717 nucleotides. RefSeq lists its product as uncharacterized. NCBI's taxonomy places the organism in Eukaryota, Fungi, Basidiomycota, Mixiomycetes, Mixiales, Mixiaceae. The record is from RefSeq and is a predicted model, not a curated record. The transcript is spliced from 5 exons. Bases 192 to 4595 code for a protein of 1467 amino acids.
UUGCCGACCGAUCAACUUGAGAACGAACGCUCUCUUGAGACCACGGACAACAGCCCAAGACAGUGGCAAUCGGACAUUGCUUGUCCGGCCCAUCCUCACGCGCACCUCCACCUGUGCAUAGCCUGACAGUCCUCUUGAUGACGAAUUGAGUUUGGCUUGACUUUGACCGGAAAACAUCUUGUCUCUUCGUCAUGGAGGACAGGCCAACACUGGGAUCUGCCGACGGCGCACAUCCCAGGUCGGCCACCCUCUUGGCUUCAAUCAAACGCACUGCCAAUCUUGCUCAUCACCAACCGAGAACAGAGCAAUCGCGCUCUCCUGUUGCCUCGACCUCUGCAGUCCCCAUGUCUGGUCCUACGCUCUCAUCGGGGUCAGCGAGCAGCUCUAGCUCGACCUCCGCCAGAGAGAUGCUUGCUAGGAGGCGUAGGAGGAGGAGAGAGAGCGCGGACGCGAGCACGAGCACCGUGAGACCAGUGUCGCCUGCUCGAUCAACGCACUCGCGCUCAUACUCCUCCUCUGGCUCCUCUGCUGCUACAACGCUCGCAACAGCUUCUCAUACAAUCUACUCGAGCGCAUCGCCUUGGUUGCCCAUCACGACAAUGCUUGUGCCCCAAGCCAUGCAAAGGCAGAGAUCCUCGCACAGUCCGACUGCGAUUCGCAAGUCUCGCGUCUUGCCCAAGAUCGACACAACUGCUCAAUUGAUCGUGGCUAGCCCAGAGACGCUCUCACCCGCAGCAACUCCGUCUGUGUCGCCCACAAAGCUAGACAGCAUGACGCCCAACCAGGAUAGCUUCCACCGCCGAACGCAGUCUGAUCACGCCCAUCUCACCCUGUCUCGCGUGAUCGAGCUCGAGCGACAGCAAACGCUCCGGCAGGGCAAGCCAGAAGACACUGAAGGGCUCGCACCGCCACGCCUGGGUCGCUUCGAGCAAAGAUCGCAUCCUUACUUGCAAAGUCCUAGCGAUCUCGACAGCGUAUCCGAAUCUGCGCGAUCUUCGUCGUCCAGACUGUCGUCUUCUUCGUCAGCCUCGUCUGCAUCAUUCAAGUUCCCAGAGCGAUUACGGGCAGGUUUGCAAUCGCGCGACAGCCUCGGAUCGCUGUCUUCGAACUACUCCGCUUCGAGCGUGCCGUCCACGACUGCCUGCAGCGAGGCUGGUGAUGAGGAUGCGCGCACGCGCGGUCUUCUCGUGCGCGAUUCGAGCGGCAAGCGUCGCUCGACCUCUCAGGUCAGAUCUGAUCUCGACAAAGCCAAAGAGCGCGUACACUUGCAGUCUACCUCAUCAGAUCGUACAGAUCUCGAUAGUACGAUGCGGUCUACACGCAGAAGAGAGGCAGUAGAAUUGUCGCUGUCGAUCGGCUCUCCGUCUUCGCUCAGCAGGCGUCACACGCUUGGCCAUCCCCCGCGUUCAAUCUCAAGCGGCAGCGCCUCCUCCGCGUCAGCUUCCAGCAUCUCGCUCGCAUCAGCUGGCAGUCUUGGAAUCUUCUCGCCCGCUUACUCCUCAGAAUCGCUCUCAUCAAUCCAUUUGUCCGAUGAAGCGGCUUCCUCGACUGAUUCGCUCGCAUCCCUCACGCAGGACAAGCAGCGAGCAAUCCAAGCGAGAGGCGGUGACACAAUCGUCUCUUCUGCUGGCGUAUCAGACUUAUCCGAUCGCAUAUUUAUGCUGCCGUCGAGUACAUGUCGCCGGAGACGGAACACGCUAUCAACAAGCUAUGGCGCAUCGGCGUACCCCGUUCAACACCUCGUGGGGCAUCAUCCUUCGGCUCUCGCGGCGUCAGCUUCAAUUUUGUCAAGUAAGCUGGCGCAGCAUCCGCACAGUCAGCAGCACCAUCGUGCUGUAGUUCGCAAAGCAUCGACAUCUGCCAGCAGCGCAUCUGGGCUGCGGAUAAGCUGGCCCAUUCCGCCCCUCACGCAAAGCUUCAUUCUUGUCUCCCUGCUCGUGAACGUUGCCUCAAUCUGGCUCCCGCCGUUUACUACAGAUCGCCUACCCGCAGGACUGCUCAAGCAUCUGCCCCACCCAGUCAUGUGUUCGGCGCCGAUCAACAUGCUCAGACCGCGAUACGGGACCGGUAUUGCGGAAUACGCCAACGCGUUCUUGUCCUUGUUCCUGGUUGGUGCAGGCUCACAAGCUGGCCCAGCCAUGCAAGGCUUCUAUAUCAAACUUCUGCUUAGCUUGCUCAACGUUGCCAUCUUGGGUCUUCUCGAAGAUGCUUUCAGACGACAUGCGUUUGCGCAGGUCAAGGCAAACAAGCAGAAGGACUCGCUCGUCGCAUCUGGCGAGCUACAGCGUCGUCAAUCGCAUCGUCAUCGUAGAGCACACUUAUCUUCUCUUCAUCUCGAUUCAAAUGCUCUCAGCUUGAGUCUACAAGGUCACAAUGACGCUCAUCAGCCACACCUCUGGCCGAUGGUGCUGCUCUGCUCAGGUCUCUGGAUCUUGAUCAUCAGCAUUCGGCUGCUUUACGGACAAGCAUUCAGUCGCUGGACGGGCUGGGCAGCUCCAAAGUGGUUUUGGAGCGACAGCGUCUCGGAGACGGGCAGUGGUCUAGCGCCUCUCGUUUUUGGCCUGAUCGUCAUUCAAUCACUGUUGCCGCGAGCGGUCUACGAAGUCGUCUUCUCGGGGCGUCAGCAGCCAAGCGUGCCCCAGAGAUCCCCGCGCCAUUCGAGCCAAUACCUGGCCAUCUCUGUGCCUAAAACGCUGCUUCACGCGCUUCUGGCUGUUUCCAAUUUGUUCCUAACCCCGGAUGGGAUGACUUGGUGGGCGAUCAGCGGCUUGACCGCUGGCGCAUUGUUCGCACUCUUUGGUGUAGGUUUACGAUCGAUCUCGAGCACUACGCCAGACGUCAGACGCGUUCCAGCGAGCAGGCGAGUGCUCAACUUUCUAUAUCGCGUCUACUGCGCAAGCGCUGUCGUACUGCCUCUGCUGGCGACGAUCAUCCUCGUCGCGACCACGCUCAGACCGACGCCAUCGAUAUAUGCGCCAGUUCCCUCGCUGGCUUCCUUUCCAUCCAGCUUCCCUUCAGCUGUGUCGUCUCUUGCGCUCUCCGCGACGACGUCUCACAUUCACAAGCUGCUUGCAUCUGCGCAUCCCGGUCACGACAAGCUCUUGACGAUCUUACUUAUGACUGCGCCUCGACCAGGUCACCCUGAUUUCUUAAUCAGGACCCUCGAGUCGUAUCUAGCGAAUAUGCCUGAACCCGGCGAAGACAACUUUGGCUCUCGAACGGCGCUCGCAGGACGCGUGCGCAUCGUCGUCUAUACGCACUUUGCCCAUCAUCCCGUCUUUCAACAGGCCCGCGACGUGGUUUUCGCCGACAGUCCCAAGGCCGAAGCCUACGUCGAUUGGGUUCAAAGGCUGCCACUGGCGCCUAGCUCUCCUUCACAUCCAUCCAUCACCGUAGAUCGCCUCGAUCAGCGUCUUCAUCUCGCUCGUGCACUCAAACACGUUACGACAACAUACGACUCAGCAUAUGUCCUUCUUGCGGAAGACGACUUUCCGCUGUGCGAAGAUGGCGUAGACCACUUUGAUCAAGAGGAGCUGUGGCGGCGCGACGAUGCGCCCUUUGGCACCUGGGCGGGCUAUGAGGUGGAGCAUCCUCAACAUACCUCAUACGGCCAAGCUUGGAACGAGAUGCUGCGCGUCUUGGCAGAAGCGAACCGAUGGAUGCCCGAUCAAGCACGCGGUAGCAUGCAGCAGACCGAGGCCGGUCAUUGUGGUGUCUUUGUUGGUACUGGCGGUAGCGGCUUGGCUGUUCGAUCUUGGCUUGCCGAGCGACUGCCUGCGCUCUUGCUUGGUCGUAAUGAUACCAAUGGCGAUUUGCGCGAAGCCCGAGCACUUCAACGGGAGUCUGGCAUCAACAUCCCUGCCGAAGACAUCAACGCAUCUCCUCCUGAUGUUGUGAUACAGGACUGUCUGCUUGGUAACAUUGAGGGCUGCGAGGCAUGUGCCGCUCCGUUGCCAUUCAGUCGAUCGACCCGCUCAACAUCGUUCAGCUCUACGCACGCAACUUACAGCUACCGCCGAUGGCUCAAUGCGCCCGUCAAAACUGCGCGUGAACCGUUUGCAGUUCCGGGCGAUCGUUGGGGCAAGACGGGCUUGGUGACGAGCCAGCGACUGCUCAUGCGACAUCUUGGACACAACGCCUCGACUGUGCCUGACCGUCUAUACAAGCGGGAAGAAUGGGGAUGUGUGCUGAUCAGACAUCACAGAAUGGCGAUCCUUCCGUCCUUACCGUAUAAAGCCUUCUCCCAUUCCCCAGAGGCUAGCUCUGAGAGCUUGACAUCUCGCAAAUCGCGCAACGCAACGCAUCGCACGCAGCGCGCACCGCAUUCCGCAACGGAAGUCAUUCCACUGCCGCUCAUGGACUUUUACCGCAGGCAAAGAUACCCGUCUUUAGUUAUACACGACGAUUGUACCAGUCUUGCAGACAUUGUCAGCUAUGCUGCUUUCGUGAAACGCUCGUUAGUCCUACAACAACCAGACAUGAUACACGGCUGCACUGCAGUGGGCAUGGUGCCAGACGAUCACGCAGGUGGGCUGAGCCCCUUGCCACCUCCCGUCGCGACUUCUCGCAGCUCCGCUGCCCAGCGCUGCGAUUGACCACUCGGGUCUUCGAAGCGGUACAGCUUCGCGAGCGUGCGGACGGAGAAGACCUUUGACGACUCCUCGAAAAUGUCGAUGAGGCAAUUAGAUGACAAUGUCGCCUCGUUUGCCGUUUUGGU